AUGAGAAAGUUUUUGAGAGACCAAAACUUAAGGGAAUUUGAAUUCCCAGAAGAAUGCGCGCAGCAUUUUAGAGACUUAACAGAUAAAAUUCAUCAGCGCGAAGGCCGUCGAUCGAUGAAUGACGUAAUUGAUAGCAAACUGGCAAUCGACAUUCUUCGAAUGUGUAACGAUAGAAUUCAUGUUGGUAAUGAAUUGUGGUUUUCUCUGGACGGUUAUUCUUUUGGUUCACCGCACGUUAUUAAACAUUUGGAUACUGACGAACAUGAGUACUUGAGCAGGGUUUACACGAUCUUCCUUCCUGGCUUAACAACCAACGAUAUACCUCUUCUUUGUGACAAGUACGCAUCGAUUGCAUUUGCAGGGGAACGAUACGGGUCUACAUUUUCCCGUCUCAAUCGCUUUGCUUACAUCCUAGCAAAGUGGGCAGGAAGAUUCCAUGGAGAUGUUGAUAUUGAAAGUAUGGAUGAAAGGCUGGGUAUCGUCGAUUGCUUUAUACGGCACUCGAUUUCGUAUAAUGAUAAGGUGUAUUCGUUUUGUUUUGCGUACGUUCGCUGGUUUCAGCAUCCAGAGCGGUUCCAUUAUGGUAAUGCUGGAAAUAUGGUAGCGCCAGAGAUUUGGUGCGCAAACAUGUUUGAGUGUUUUGGCCCCGCGUCGUUUAUACCUGUUCAGCGUAUAACACGGAACUUUAUCGCCGGGUAUGAUAAAGUUAAUGACGAAACUGUCUUAUUUGUUAUGCCAUUGGCAAGGCAAAUUCAUCUGUGA
This is a messenger RNA of Paramuricea clavata, 762 nucleotides long. The record is from the annotation of a GenBank genome assembly. NCBI's taxonomy places the organism in Eukaryota, Metazoa, Cnidaria, Anthozoa, Malacalcyonacea, Plexauridae.